AUGGCCCAACAGAUUCAACCGCCAAACGGCAGCGUCCGACGAGAGGAGCUGCAUUCGAAAAUAAACGCAUUGCUCUCUGCUGCUGACCGCACGUCUCUCAAAUCUGCGUUCCCGCACGAUGUCUGGUCAAGGUUGAAGGAAGACUACGAUAUGAUGGUGCGCGACCUCAUCGCUCACUGCAAAAAUCUCGUUAGAGAGAGGAGGAUUUCGGCGGAAGUCGAUGGGAGAGUCAAGGCCGCGCAGUCAAUUGACAAAACUCUCGAUCGCCGGCUACAGCACCGCAUUGCGAACCAUUUGGGCGAGUACAAGAGCGUGCAGGAAAUAUUCCACGACAUGCAUGACCUAGCAGGCAUUCGCAUCGUGGUUGAUUAUCCCUCGCAGCUGGAGCCGGCAAACAAACUAAUAGAAGAAGCAUUCUGGCAAGCCAAGGAGCCCAACAUCUUCAAGAAGGAACGGCCCGUUGGAAAGAGGUGGGAUACCUGGUUCGGAGCAUAUCAGAGCAAGAAUCAUCACGUCUCCGUCAAGAAAGGGACCCAGGGCACCCUUGGGGCUUACUGCAAUGUUAUUUUUGAGCUACAACUUACGAGUCUGCCCGAAACCUUGUACAACAAGCUGGCGCAUCCCCUGCUCUAUAAACAGCAAGCAGGGUCCCUCACUCGGCGGGAUGAAAUGGUCAUUGACCUUUCCCACGGCCUUGCUCUGUGUUACUCAAUCUGCCUAUUAUAUGCCCAAGACAAGCUUGGAAAUAAUGAGAAGCCUGACCAGGGCCUCAUGAGCGCAAUGAGGAGCGCGGCGAAUGAUGCCGAUGGUGGUCAAUUGGAGGAUAUGAGGCCAUUGCUCAGCAUGAUGCCCGACACGGUGAAGGCGCAAUCAGCUUCAGGUCCGAAACAAGAGUCAAGCAGCAAAGUCUCCACCGAAGUUCUUACAUCGACUCUUUCUGCCUUGCCUGAUCAGUGUCCACCGGAGCAACUCUGGACAGGCUUUGUCAAAAAAAUGAAAGGCUGGGAUGCGAAGCUGGAAGCCGUGGAGACUGCUGUGAAAGACCAAACGGAAGCCUUUCAACAAUACCAUCAAGACGAUGCUGAUAAGAAAUGUCUAGUCGACUUGAGAAUCAUCAAUCCUUCAACUCAGAAAAAGACAAUCGAAAACGCCAACGGCGGUCUUCUUAAGGGAGCAUAUGAGUGGAUUCUUGGACACCCGGAAUACCAGAGGUUCAGAAACGAUAACACCAACAGAUUGCUCUGGGUAAAAGGGGACCCGGGCAAGGGAAAAACUAUGCUUUUGUGUGGAAUUAUCAACGACUUAGAAUCCCGGAGCUCUACAUCCGUCUCGUACUUUUUCUGCGAAGCUACUCAGAACAACUCGUUGAGAAGUGCUACUGCAGUGCUUCGUACCCUCAUAUGGCGCUUAUGCACAUCCCAGCCUCACCUAAUCGCCCAUGUUCGAAAGAAAUAUGAUAAGGAGGGUAAAUAUUCAUUUGAAGACUCCGCGGCUUUUUGUGCGCUGGAAGAGAUCCUGACGGAUAUCCUGCAAGAUCCUGGUUGCUCUCCCACCACUCUCGUAAUCGAUGCCCUCGACGAGUGCACCGAAGAUACAAUGCCGGAUCUGAUUUGCCUGAUCAUCAAUUUUUCCAAUUCUUGUGAGGCAAAAUGGAUCGUAUCCAGCCGCAACUGGCCUAUGAUAGAGGAACAGUUUCAGUUAGCUGAAAAGGUCAAGGUCUCGCUGGAACUGAACAAGGGCUCUGUCUCGCAUGCAGUGAACCUGUUUAUCGACCACAAGGUAGCGCAGUUAGCCCAAAGGAAGCGUUAUGAUCCAGCCACAAAGGCGGCCGUGUUCGACGUCCUUCGCAACAAAGCCAAUGACACAUUCCUGUGGGUAGCUUUGGCCUGCGCAGAGCUUUCCAAGCCCCAAGUCAGGUCUUGGAACACGAUGGAGCUACUAAAUUCAUUCCCAGCGGGUCUGGAGAAGCUGUACGCACGAAUGCUUAAUCAAGUGCUCUCAUCGAUCAAUUCUGCCCUCUGCAAACAGCUUCUUGCCACAGCUUCUAUUUCGGCCCGCCCGCUAUCGUUCAGAGAACUUCCCGCUUUGAUCCACGGACUCAAAUGGUUCAGUCAUGAGCAAGUAGAAGAAUUCAUUGGAGAGUGUGGCUCAUUCUUGUCCGCUCGGGACAAUCAUGUUCAUUUUGUACACCAAUCCGCCCAAGACUUUCUGGUCGGAAAUGAGGGUCGAGUCUUCCAGUCUACCAUUCAGAGCCAUCACCUGCAGAUUUUUAGGCAAUCAAUGACGGCCAUGCAGACCCUCGAGCACAAUAUGGAUGAGAUUUCUUCACCUGGGAAACUUAUCAACGAGAUCCACCUAAACGAAAACAAUCCAUUUCAUACUAUCAAAUAUUGCUGCCUUUAUUGGGUUGAUCAUUUGAAUCUAGCAGGCCAAGAGAGACAGGCCCAAGAUGAUAGUCUCGCUUGCGAAUUUUUCAAAACGAAGGUCUUGUACUGGGUGGAAGCUCUUAGCUGUCAUGGGUACACCACGGAGGGCAUCAGCGCGAUACAAAAGCUCAGUUCCGUCGCGAAUUCCGAUGAGUUGAAAGACUUGUCCAAAGACUUACACAGGUUUUGGAAAGAUUUCAAAGAGGUGCUGGACGUCGCACCCCUCCAGUUAUAUUGCUCAGCCCUAUUAUUCGCCCCUACAUCAAGCUUGAUCAAGAAUUUACACGAGAAUUGCAAAUACCCCUGGGUUACUUUGAAGCAAAGUUCAUCACAAGACCCAUCAGAAAAAUGGGGCAUCUGCAUUUCGACUCUUGAAGCCCAAAACCUUCGGUCAUUCGCCCUCUCAACGGAUGGGCAGCAUCUCGUUUACGGCCAUGGUCUCGGUCUCAACAAGCCAUAA
Clonostachys solani is the source of this 2886-nucleotide messenger RNA. Lineage: Eukaryota; Fungi; Ascomycota; Sordariomycetes; Hypocreales; Bionectriaceae. The record is from the annotation of a GenBank genome assembly.